AUGGCAGCGAAAAUCAACAAGUUUUUGAAAAGAAAAAAUCCAUACAGCACCUCUAGUAAAAGCCCGCGACUGGAUCGACUCUAUGGAGAAAAUGCUUGGAGACUACCAUUUCACCUGUUAGAGUUUUCAUUCCGCACCUUUGGCAUUCCACCAAAAGGAAUUCACUUCAGAGCAACAGCGCAAACAUGGCCGGAAUGGAUGGGCUGUAUGCAUGGUUAUGAGAUAAAUUUCAUUUUUGGUGAACCUUACAAUAAGAAGUUCAACUACUCUACUGAAGAGCAAGAACUUAGCAGUAGAUUUAUGCGGUAUUGGGCCAACUUCGCGAGAACAGGUGAUCCUAACAAAAAUGAGGAUGGUACUUAUACGCCAGACGUUUGGCCAAAGUACAAUGCGCAGUCGAUGGAAUAUAUGAAUCUGACAGUGGAAUCAGCAUAUCCCAGCAGUAGGCGAACUGGUCAUGGACCGCGGAGGAAGCACUGCGCAUUCUGGAAGGCUUAUCUUCCAAAGCUUAUGGCAGCAGUAGCUGAAGUAGGAGACCCUUUCUUGCUCUGGAAGCAACAGAUGGACAAAUGGCAGAACGAGUAUAUCACUGACUGGCAGUACCAUUUUGAGCAAUACAAAAAAUACCAGACUUAUCGUCACUUAGACGAUUCAUGUAAUGCGCCCUAA
This is a messenger RNA of Strongylus vulgaris, 669 nucleotides long. NCBI's taxonomy places the organism in Eukaryota, Metazoa, Nematoda, Chromadorea, Rhabditida, Strongylidae. The record is from the annotation of a GenBank genome assembly.